Molecule: messenger RNA, 1293 nt
Organism: Auanema sp. JU1783
Lineage: Eukaryota; Metazoa; Nematoda; Chromadorea; Rhabditida; Rhabditidae
Source: the annotation of a GenBank genome assembly
AUGCAGCAAGGAGGUCCUCCUCAUGGGAACCAGGCUAUGGGAGGCGGGUACAUGCCACCCAAUCAGCAGCAGCAGUCUCAACAAGGAAUGGGUCAACCUAUGAAUUACUAUCAACAGCAGCCUUCAGGGCAAUACAAUCAAAUGGGAAUGCAAAUGUGCUAUCAAGGUCCACCGUCUGUGCCAGGGUCAGGAAAUAUCGGGCAGCCCUCAUCUAUGUCUUCUCAGCAUAAUGUUGGUCCCCCUCAUGGCUCAUCUCAACCGCACCAAGGCAUUGGGCAACCACAACCAUCUCAACCACCAGGUCCACAGCAGCAGCCUCAAACAGCUCCUCAACAACCUCCACCUCAGCAUUCUGGAAUGAUGCCUCAACAACCAAUGUAUGGACAACAAAAUCCAAUAGGAGAUUAUGGCGGGCGAUCACAAUAUAUGCAGCAGUCUUAUGGUAAUAUGCCUCCCCAAGCAGCUCCGCAAGUUCCUAUCGGACAACAUCAAGGAUUACCUCAACAGAUUAAUCCCCAAAACAAUGCACCACCGUUGUCCCAACCAGUUCAUCCGCAAAACAUCCCACAACCCCAUCAGCCACAUCAUCCACCUCAGCACCAACCUAUAUCUCAACCUAUUCCAUCAGCUCAACCUCAUCAUCAACCACAACUUUCUGCCCCUCAUGCACAAGGUCCUUCUAUAUAUUCAAGUGGGCUUGGCAACUCUUCUGGUUCCAAACCCUACACAGCUCCAGGCAGUUCUAUUAUUCCACCUGCGCAAGCCGCAAUUCUAGCUGCAAGAAAUAAUCGAAGGAACCUGCACAUGGUGGUUUACAGUCAAGAAGUACUGAACAAUCUCCAGAACUAUUCGGUGGGAUCGUUGUGCAAUAUCGCGAGAGAGCUAAUCCAUGAGCUCAAUCAUAAAACUGUCACCAUCAGUACUUUGCUGAAGACCGUUGAUAAGAAAAGCGUGUACAAUCCAAGUCAGGACAUUGAUCAGGUUGUCGAUUACUGCUUGAUGCUGUUCGAUAAGUUAGCGGAGAUCAGAAUAAGAAUCGAUAAGAAACUUACUGAACGACCUAUGAAAACGGAAGAUUUCUUGAAGUCGUUCGAAGACCCUUCUGAUCCUCCUGAUGUCCGUCCAGAACAGUUGCGAGAAAAGUUGGACAAAUUCCAUGAAAACGCCAAACGCAUAGUUGAUCUUUCCCAUGAUAUGAAACUCCUUGAUUGGAUGGGCACCGUCUCAGAUCCAUCUCAAUUGAAGAAAGUUGAUAAGAUGUCAUGUUCAUCUCAAAAUCAACCAACGAACUGA